AUGUUGUUUUCAGGUAAUUCGUCAGUGUGUAAUACCAUGACGGAAAACGAAGCAACCUGCAGUACUGCAGCAAGUCAGGAGUCCGAGAAAGACACAGUUGAGACAAAACCUGAGCGAUGCUUUGCUAUUAUUGUACAAAAAACCCCGAAGAAUUUUCGGGGAGAGCAAUAUUUUAAUAUCAUAUAUGAAAAUAUAAGUCAACUUAGCCCACGUAAAUGGAAAUGUAUAACACAAAAUGGCACCAAUAUCGUCUUAGUGAAACGUGAUGUUUCAGAAUCGUUGGAUAUUCAGUGUUUUGACUUAUUUACAUUGUCAACACACCAAGAUUUUGCAUCAUCUAAUACCAUUUCAAGCAAUGAAGAAGCGUCUGCUUCUAGCGUUAACUCGUGUGACUGUUCCAAUAGUUUCUCAACAUUGAGAAAUAUUUUAAAUUCAGCGAGCACUGAGCAGUGGAUAUGCUUUUGGAUAUGUCGUGGGAAAACUUAUCUUUCCAUAAUUGACGAGCAAACUAAUAUCCCUGUUGAAGAUUUUAACCAACUGGAAACUCUUGUUGGGCAACUUAUAAAGUUAAAUAACGAUGCAGCCAGUAUAGUAAGCAUUCGAGUUCCUUUGGGUGAAACAGAAAAUGACGUGAAAACCGUUAUUACGUCGCAUAUUAUCAGUCAGGAAGAAUUCUUUAAGGAGGUGAACGAGAUAGUUUAUCAAAAACGUAAGAUAUUAAAAAAAAUGAAUACAUUGAUAUAUAAACAUUGUGGAACUGCUGAAGAUGAUUCGGCAAGUAAGAUAGAAGCUCCUUCCAAUGUUGUACCAGGUCCGGUUUCUAGAAAUACUUCGGCAAAUAAUGAUGAUUUACAUGCUCUUCAAGCUGGAGGUUCAAUUCCUUUACGUACCCUACUACAGUGCAUUGUGGUACGUUUAACUACUUCUGACUGGAUCGAAUUACGUCGGUAUGUUGGUCGUGAUGUUCCUGUAAGAGUUCUUGGAAAUAUCGCAGACAACAUCGACUUUUUCCAAGAAUUAGAAAACCGUAGCAUGAUACAACUGGGAAAUACGGAAUACAUUAGAAGUGGAUUCUAUGAAAUCGGACGUGUUGAUCUCGUUCAUUUACUGGACUGCAUUCAAGAUGGCGACUAUAGUUUCUUGAACCUGGAUACAGUUGGAGAACGAAGAAUUCGCAGCGACGAUAGAAAUUUGGAAAGCAGAGCCCGCUCGCUGGUGCGUCAAAUGCGAGAUUUAACUGUAGACAGAGGAAGAAGUGACAAUACUGCUGACCAAAGUAGUUUACGGUCUUCCUCUGGAGCUAAUACCCAGUCCUCUGUAAGUGAAACGCGCGAGAUGGUCGUGACAGAUGGAUAGAUAGCAAGAUCUCCACCUAAUGUGGCUGGUAAUAGUAAUGCAAGAGACAGACCUUUACAAAGAAGAUACCGUAAUGUACCUCAACGUACUACACCAUCCACACCUUAUCCUGUACAGGAACAAAUAGAGGACGGUAUUCGUACCCAGGAGCAAAUCCCCGAGAACGUAUCGAACAGCGAAGGAGAUACAUCUGCCGGAAAUACAGACGAUGCAUCCAUCCAGAGUACAAAUGCAGAGGGUUUAACUCCCCAGAGUACAACUUCCAAGACUACAUCCCCCCAGGGUGAAAAUACGGAGGAUACACUUCCUCAACAUGAAAAUGCGGUGGAUACACUUCCCGGAGGUGAAAAUGUUGAAGGUACACUUCCCGGAGGUGAAAAUGUCGAAGGUACACUUCCCGGAGGUGAAAAUGUUGAAGGUACACUUCCCGGAGGUGAAAAUGUCGAAGGUACACU
Paramuricea clavata is the source of this 1811-nucleotide messenger RNA. Lineage: Eukaryota; Metazoa; Cnidaria; Anthozoa; Malacalcyonacea; Plexauridae. The record is from the annotation of a GenBank genome assembly.